CCGCGUGUACACACACCCCGGGACGGGCCCGGGUCUCGUCAACAUGGCGGCGCAAGGCACCUCCUCGGUCUCUUCACCAAACGCGUCUCCCACCUCCGUGUCGCCGCCGACCCCGCCCCUGCCCUCUACUGCGAUUUCGAAGUCGCCCCUGGAGUCGAAGGCGAGCUCUCUGAGCCCACAGCCUCGCUCGGCCGGCCACGAGGACUUGUUGCCCCUCGCAGUAUUUUAUGGGCCGCUGGACGCAAAAAACCCACUCCUGGCCACCUGUGAGAAGGAGAUUCAGGAGUUGCUAGGCUUCAUGAAGAGAAAGAAGGCUUUAGCUACAACGGAGGAACAGAAAUAUGAGUUCCACCGGCUUUGUGCCACCUCUUUGUUUAAUAUCUGGACCAAAUACAACCCCCGGCUGCCAGCUGCCUAUUACAACGAGAAGCUUCUGAAGGUUGGAGAUAGCCUUUGUGAAAUGAAAGAAUAUAAACUGGCCCUUUUGCAGUGCUAUGGCAGAUAUCUUCAGCAGUUCAGCAUCAACUUUGAUGAGACUAAAGCAGACGUGAAUCAGUUCAAAGCUGUAUUUUUCCCAAAAGGCUUUGGAGACAAAACCGCAGCACAUACAUUUCAUGCUUUAAAUGGCAAAAAUAUUUGCAACUACCAGUUGGUCUGUGACAGUGAUGUGAACCUGCAGAACAAAGAUUCUGUGCUCCAGUGUCUGCAAAUCUUGUCCUCCUUCCGGCUCAUCAUGCAGGUGGCUUUGCCACAGGAGCACCUGUGCUGGAUUAUCUUCAAUGGUACCAUUUACAUUUACACUAUUUGCAGAAAAUUGAUGAUCAGAGGUCAUUCUUCCAAGGCCUUGGAAUACCUCCUGUGGGCCAGUGUGUGUAUGGAGUCCUCGGUGCCUCUCCUGUCCGUCAGGUACUUGACGUGGAGAGCGACUCUCUACACAGCUGUCUGCCAGUGCUGCUAUGACUGCCAAGCUGGCGUUCACGGAGAGGCAUUUGCUCGUCGUGCUUUAGCUAAAAUUGAUGAGUUACGGCAACUGGAAUUAAUGAGUUCCUCACAACCACAGGAAGAAUCCAGAGAAUAUUAUAGAGAGGCCACAAUAAAGAUGGCAGUCAUGAUCUUCAAAAGAGGAGUAUUUGAAUCUAGAAGAAAAAACAAAAGUUUCUUUAGACCAAAGAUAAGAGUUAACAUAAAGGAAGCACAAACUAUGCCAUGGCCACGUACGGUCACAGAAAAGCUGUUGGAAGAGUUGUUUGAUAGCACUGCCUCCCGCUUUCUGGCUGUCUUGGAAGCUCUCUCUGACUCAAAUCGGCGAAUACUACAGACUGGACCUGUUUUUACAGAAGAAGUAGAAGUUCGUGAUGUUGUCUCAGAACUGUUUAUGGCAGGAAAAGAACUUUUAAUAAUGUCAAAUACUGGUGCAGAUGGGAUACUUGAUUUUCCAAAAGCACGUCUUCUGGAACUUAUUAUAAAAAGGAAGAAUCUUAUUUCUGUGAAUGCUGCCGUGAAAUUUAUAAAAUUAGCUUUUAUGUAUGAGGAAUGGAGUUUAUUUGAAUCUGCAGCUGGGCAGCUCAUUGAUUUUCUCCAGAGGCAGGAUGAGCCAGAGUCAAAGAAAGCGGAAAAGGAUUUACUACUUCUUGUUGCGAUAGAACCUUUGAUCAAUGUAAAGAGAAACAAAGGUUUGAUCUUUCCUUUUGACAACUACAAAGAAGGUCAAGUCUAUGUAAAAAAAAUUGCUGUUCAUGAUACUUGUGUGAAGUCUUAUGGAUACUCAGAAGACAUUUUCCGUUUGGCAACAACCUUGUAUUCCUGUGUCUGUGACUCUCCACAGAAUGCUCAGCCGGAUAAGGAAAUUGUUGUGGACAUGAUAAUGUUCCUGUGGCAGAAAUGCAAAUUAGGGAUGCAGCGGGUCACUGUGUCCAGAAAUGACUAUGCAAAGUUUACCCAGAAGAUCAGCACUAAUAAAUGGAUUUAUCUUCUGUGGCAGAUAAAUGAAAUCAUUCACUGCUAUAAGAUGGAAGAUAUUGAUGUUGUGAUGGUGGCAGAGGUCACGUUACGAUUAAGUGAAAUAUUGGAGUCUUUAGGAAACCCAAGAAGAAAAUUUAAAAAAUUUCUAGAUGUAUCUUUAAGGAAAGGGACUAGUGAAAUCCUUGGGGCUCCGAAAGGGACCAUAGAUAUUCUUCCAAUAAUAAAGAAAAAACCUGAGGAACAGCUAUUUUUGGCCUAUGAACUUCUUGACAGAGCCAUUGGUGGCAUCAAUUUGAGCUGCAUGUUAACCGCUUUGCCGAACGGAUCGUCAGUGGUUGACCAUUGCUAUGCCACGCACACCCACUGUAUAGAUGGAGACAUGUGCAAACCAGUCACACCGAAUAAUUUCAUAAUGGACUUGCAUCUUGAGCUAAUUCAAGCCCAGCACCGAGUAUCUGUUAUGCUUCUUGACCAGUUGCAAGUUUUGCAGACUCCAACUGUGAGCAAGAGUACAUCUACCAAAGGUACAGAGACACUAAAAAAAACUGCAAGCCCUGAUUGUUUUACAGAAUUAAGUGUAAUGAAUAAAAUAAGGAAGAAUAAGCUAUCUAAAGCAAUUUAUUUGAUGCAGAAAACUCUUCUAAUGUUUGAGAACGAUGCGACCUGUUCUUCUCUACAGAACUACUUGACGGAAGCAUAUUCUUUGAUUGAGAAGACCGAAGCAGAACAAAGUAUACAAUAUUCAUAUCAGAAAUAUGUGGAAACUGCCGAAAGAAAGAAAAGCAGGGUCCCUCCUCCACCCAUCCUGCUGUCCCGAACUUACCGUUCUGUGACAUUAAAACCUGCCCCAUUUGUUUCUGAUGUUAAGGUCUGCUGGUACUGCAUUUUGGGUCGCAAAGCGGAAGGAAGCUAUGGAAAAGUAAGACUAAAUGAUAAUCAUCUCCCAAACUCAGGAGAAGCGAUACCAGCGGAUGGCAAAAGCGUUUUUGAGGUGAAAGGUUUAGAAACCAAUGAAAAAUACGUCUUUGCAGUUGCGGCUUACUGUUCUAGUGGAAAGCUGAUUGGUGAUGCUAUUGGCGAGACAACUAAACCAAUUCUGAUUUAUCCACCUCUUUCUGCUGUUACUACUCGGAUGUUAUUGACGCAGGUCGCCUAUCAGACUGGUAACUAUGAUGUGGCUAAGAAAGUUUUCUCGCCAGUCUGGGAUUAUUUUGUUGCUUCACCACCUCAGGGUGACCAAUCCAUUAUUUGUUUAAGCAAUAUAAUGACUAUUACACAGAGAAGAUUACAUUCAGAUAUUUUGGCAGAGAGUUCUUCAAUUCUCUUAUAUCUUUUUCUUAGAAAUAUUUUUGUAACAAGUGACAUUAAAAUUAAAGAAGAAAAUUUUUUCUGUGAUAAUAUUAAAGGCAAUGAGAUUUUCCCUUCUCAACAAAUUGCUAGACUAAUUGAAUGUGAGAGAGUAUUGGUGGCAUUGGAACUGAGCAACUACCUAAAUGAUUCCAGUUAUGCCCUUCAGGCUGUGACUCAGUGUUACGGCCUCCUUGCUCCUAUCAUUUAUCACAAUAUUGUUUUGGUACCUGUUGUACAGAUCUUGAUAAAGUGUGUGGUGGUUUUGCAAGGACUACCAAAUGUCAUCCAGUCAAAGAAACAUCUUGCGAGCUUUGAAAGUGUACAGCAUAUGAUAGCUUGCUGUAUCUUCUACAUAACAAAGAUCCUGCGUUCAUGGAAGGAAUAUGACCUGGCAGUAAUGAUUAUAAAUUAUGGAAAGAAGGUGUUGGACAUCUCAUCAGGUUGCAAAUCUCUAUUUGGUGCUACAGACCAAGAGGAAAUGCAAGAAGAGGCUUCUUCCAAGAAGUCUUACAAGAAUAAGAAGGCACAGCAGGUAUUAGCACCUGAAAAAAUAAAUGAACAGCUGGUUUUAUUGGAGACACAUCUACUCAAACUGACAAAGCAAUAUGUUACAACUGAACUCUCAGGAGCAGAAGAUCCCAUAUUUCUUUACCCUAUAGUUUUAAACUGGUCGGUCAAAGGUGCUGUGAAAGAAGUUAUGAAAUUUAAGCAGAGACCUAGAUUCCUGGAAUUCUUUACACAAGUUAUGCAAAAAUGUAUGCAUGAUGAAAAAUUUCAACUUAUGGUGGAGAUAACAAAUCCCAUCUAUGACUUCUUGAAAAGGAGGAAUGAGUCCCUUCUCGGAAUGAAAAAAAAGAAAUACAAGGAUACUUCUUUGUCUAGAAAGGUCAUCAAACCUGUGAAGAAAUACAGAGCUGCAGUAGUGGAGAUCGGAAAAACUACAGAAAUGAAGCCAAAAAAGAAAUCUAAAAGAAAGGAAACUCUAAGAGAAUUUUUGAAUAAAAACCCUUUUAUUUCUGAGAUGCCGGAGCAUGAAAGAAAUAAGAGAGCUGAUGUUCGAAAAGCAGCAUAUCGAUUCCUGGUGGAAAACUUGAAUCCUUUAAUAUUAAGUUAUGUUAAAAAGAAGAGGUUCCAUCAAAUAUUUCUUGAGGAGAUGCCCUGGAAAGCUCAGAUGAACCUGUAUCUGGCAAGCGCACACUUCAGCCUGCUUUUAACAAAGCUAGGGGAACGUACAAAGAUAAAAUUUGGUUCUUCACCGAUAAUGGUCAGUUUCCGAUCAUGUGACCCUACUAUGUUCUCACUGUAUAAUUCAGGAACAGUAUUGCCAACAGGAAAAUUGACUCUAGAAAACUAUAAAGGGAUGCUUGAUUUCCUUCUUACAGCUAAAAAAAGAAAGGCUCACUUACCAUCAGAUGCUGAAGAAUUUUUGGCAUUUCUUAAUUCCAAAAUGAGUGAUGAAAAUGUUUCCAAGACCCGAACGGUUUAUGAAUCAGACUCUCAGUCGGGACUUAGCAGUAAAGAAAAGGAUCGAUCAGCAAAUGUGGCUCUCUUGGAUCAUUUUAUGAAAAUCUUUUUAUAUUGCAGGAGAGCAAUGGUUCUUGCUCACCGUGGUGGCUAUUGGACUCUGCUUCAGAAUUGCUGUCGGGCCCUUUGGAACUUUACUCAGGAGCUACAGAUACUGCAUAAACAAGCAGUGGAUCUGUAUAAGACAUUUCCUAUUAGCCAGGAUAGUUUCCUCUGUAUCUCUGUUUUACCAUUCUAUUUGGGAGCAGAAUUACUUAUUGACAUGUUAAUAGAACUACAGAAUACUGAUUCUAUUAAGACUAUUGAUGAAAAAGGAGAGUUCAGUGUUCCGAGUUGCUAUGGAAAUAUUAAAAAUGAUAACGGUGGUUGCAGCCUUACCUUUGAGCAUCCUCUGGAUGACGUCAAUGUGGUCGAUUUGAAAUGGAUCCACGACUUUGUAUUAAAAUCUCUGGAACUCGUCUAUCAAGUAGAAAAAUGGGAAACACUCGUAUCACUUGCCAUUCAGUUUAAUACAGUUUCGCAUGAAAGAUAUACAGAGCAAGUGACUCCACUCCUGGUUUACGCUCAGCGCCAGCUUCUACUGCAAAUAUCCAAGUGCAAGGGCCCAGACAUCAGCCAACAGGCUUGUGUAAGAUAUGAGGCUGAAUACAAACAGAAGGUAACCUGCCGAAAUUUCGUUGGGAUACAGCUCAAGAUUAAUCCUCCAGCCAAUAAAGUGACAGUUAUAGGACAGCGAACAGAUGUCCUUAAAAAGCUUAUCUCUUCAGAAUACAGCAGAGCCAAAGAGCUCCUCUGCGUGCCUGUGGACGUGACAGACACUCUGAGAUGUUUUAGAGAGACCUUGGAAAAAUCCAAAUAUCACAACAGAUCAAUCCGGCACAGCAGAAAGUUGCUUUCGUUAUUUCUCGCACAGACACAAGGAGACAAAGGAGGAGUGAACAAUUUGAAAUUUUCUCCUGGGAAGGUGGAGUUCUCCCUGGGGACGGAAGAGAUGCACAUGCCGACGCCCCCCGACCUUUCUCAGGAGCACUUCCGAGUCUUCAGCUCAGUGGAGAAGAGCGGGCUUCCCUCCUCACAACUUGGACUCGUGAUUUCUUCUUAUUAUGAAACUAUCAAUGUUCUUCAAACCAGCAAUCAAAGAAGUCUUAAUGUGCAGGCAUUGCAUGAACUUGGAAAUCUUCUCAUCUUCGCACAAAAGAAAAGGGCUGCUUUUAAGUGUUGGAGUCAGGCUCUGGAUAAUAUUUUCAGAAAAGAAGAUGUGCUCCAUACAUGGAAGGAGCUUGGCAGCUCGCUCACCAAUGCCACUGAUGGCCAGUCACCUCCAGGUUCCAAAGACUACAGUGAGGAGCUCCUGUCCAAAGGCGGCAUCUGGGGGUGUUUGCAGGGAGCGGUGAUAUCAGCAAAGAUAGCACAAUUUAUUCAGACAUUGGACGUUGAAAAGAGAACCAACUGUUGCCUUUUAUCAGCAUUACUCUUUCAGGGUCUGCUUAGAACCACACUGCCACAUCCUAAAGCUGAACGUUGCUACGCUCAAUAUGAAAUCACUCAGCUUCUCCCAGGCAUCGAGCUCUUCUCAGACAGAUACCGGGCUGACAUCUGCUCCGUCAUUGCAAGUCUGUAUUACGUCAUCCGUGAGCUGCACUUUGCUAAGCAAAAUCUAGUAAUUCUGCCUCUUCUUGCAUUGUACCAAUAUUUUGUUUCUGUAAUUUGCCAAGACCUAGUCAAAAAUCUGGAAGCAAGAAUCCUCAAGAUAGAAGUCCUUACAGAUUUAGGAUUCUUUUCCGAAGCCUUUCACGAGCUAUCCCAGAUAUUUUAUGCGAAAAACAUGCCUUCUUCAGUACCCACUGGCUGUAAACCUACUGGAAAAAUGAAGCUAUUUCAAUCAUUUGACUCGGCAAAACCUCUUAUUAGUAAAGAAAAUAUGCAGGCACUUGAUGAUUUAAUAAAUAAAGGCAUGCCUCUAAUUCUGGUUACAAUCAGCCAGCAACAUCUCUUAAAUAAGUUUUUAUUUGCUAAAGCAUACUUUUUCAUAAAUGUGGCUGCAACAAUAAAUUGUGUCCCAGAACAGAUAGUGAAACCAGUCGGCCAUGGAGUUAUGAAUGAGAAAAGCAGACCAAAUCUUCCAAACUUGAAAGAGUUGUGUUUAAAGGACGAGGGAGGCUCACUUUAUCAUCUGACAAAAUUGAAAGAGAACUUUGCUCUUAGCACACUAAAGUCAAUUUUACUGGCAGAAGCUGAAGACAAGCUCAACACCCUUCUGCCAGAGAUGGAACAUCCAAGCCAUAAGGACCUCUCUCAGUGUUCUGCUGGCGAGCUGGAGAUUGUGGUGGAGGCCAGACUGCAGCUGGCUGCCAUCGCCCUGCAGAGACACCGGGCAGCAUACAGUGCUGCGAUAGUAUUUUCCACACUUAAACUUCUCCAGGAUUCAAAACUUUUUAAAAAGAAGGUAGUAGAAGAUGACUCAGAGAAUGGCACCUCUCCAGGAAGUUAUGCGACUGAAAGUAAAGACGACAAUUUUUUAGAUCCUAUUUCCCUAAAUUCUCGAGAAUAUUUCAACAUUCAUCUGUGGUUGAGGUGCCGCUUAGCCUUGGUGACUGCAUUUGUUGCCCAGAUUCGUGGCAUUGGAAUCGUGAAAGAAAACGAUAUAACAGAUUAUGUGAGCCUUAUCAAUGAAGUGUGUGUGGAGGCAAAAGCUGCAGGUGACAGGGAGCUGCAGGCUGAAUUCUUGAUGCAAGCUGUAAUUAUCGGCCUACAAGAAAAGCAUUUAAAGGCAGACAUCAUAAAAAGCCUUCAGGAGGUAAUACAGUUGCUUGAAGGACAUGACUUCAUUUCUCCUCGAUCUCAUUUGACCUUGGUGAGAAGCAUGCUUUUGCUGGAUGAUUUAACAAAAGCUGAGAAAUUCAAGGAAACUCCUUCUUCGAAAAUAGAAAAAUUGUAUUUGUUGACUCAGUCUCACAGCAUUCUUAUAGAACAGAUGAUAAGUUUUGGAGAAACAAUUGAAUUGCCUUCAUCAAACACUGACUAUGCAAGUCCAUUACUGCCUUUGAAAAAUAUUUAUCUUCCUCAUGUCAUGUUAUUGGCCAAAACAAAAAUGAGAAUUGGACAUACAGUGGCCAAGCAAGUAUAUUAUACCAGUAAAAAGAAGGAUUCUUCAAAGUGGUUACCUGCCCUUCAUUUUUUUGAAAUAGCUUUGAAGCUCGCUAGGACAUCAGGAACAGAAGAACAUGAGGUGGAAGCUGAAAUCUUUUUUCAGAAAGGCAAAAUAGAAUGUCAAAUAUUGAUGGAAGAGAAACCUCCAACUUUGCAACUUGAGAGUCUGUUUGAAGCUAUACAGCUAAGCUUGAGACAUGAUCAAAAUUCAGGGUUGAUAAGAGACUCCUACCUUGAAAUAGCCUUAUUAUUUUUACACAUGAAGAAGUCAAAGAGCAAACUUUCAGUGUCACCAUUGACGAUUAUUAAGGCUCUUCCCAGAAGGCAUAGUUCUAUUAAAGAACCAAUAAUAAAUAAACAUGAAAUGUACAGUUCAUUUGCCUGGAUUGCAAUAAGAGCUGCUGCACAGGUCAGUGAGGCUGUGCUGGCAAUUAAUCUACUUAUUGGAAAGAAGAAUGCUAGAACUGAUAAAGUUAGCCAAGGGGCAUUAUCAAAUAUCCCAGAAUUUGCUUCCAUGGAUCUUUUGUCUUCAUACACAGAUUAUUUACUUGAUAACUACCAAGUUGUCUUCCAGAGUGGCUGUACAUUUUCUUACCUUAGUGAAGAGGUAUAUGAGGAUGUAGAUUCUCAGAAAAAAAACCCAAUUAAAGUGGAUAUUACAUGGAUUCUUCUGCUGCGCUACUAUAUUCACCUACAAAGAAUUAAUAAUAUGAGCAAAUUGCUAGAACUAUUUCAAGUCAUGGAAAAUCCACCUGUUCUAGAAAAUGUCUUAUAUGAUUCAGCAAGCAAGACAGGAGUACCUGAUGCUUUUCUGCACUCUGAUUUCUCGUUAAAGACCAUUACCAGCACACUGUAUGGAGAUGUGGUGCCAUCAGUCGUGGCAACACAAGCUUUAAACAAAGAGCUUUGCUUUCAGUGGUACAUUCCUCCCCUGGUAAAACCUCCAAAGGAAACAGAACCUAUGGUUUUAUUGUUGUAUGCAUAUAAUAUGAAGCCCCUGAAUAUUUCUGAUGUUGCAUCUACUGCUUGCAACAGUGUGUAUGUAGGCUCUUUCUGGGUUCCACUCAAAAGAGUUAUUUCAGUUCAUGAGAAACUAUCUAAUCUUGCACAAAUUGCUGAAAUAUCAUUGCCAACAACUCCUAAAGUUACUUCAAAUGAAAAUUUACGUGAAGUAGAGGAAACAGAAGAGCAAUCAGUUGAUGCAGAAAUGGAAAACAUGAUUAUUGUCUGUUGCAAUGAAAUAGUAUCCUUGUUUUUGAGUGAUGAAAUGGCAACUCCACUAUCUGAGGUCCCAUUUGAUGUCUCGCUGCCAUCUAUAUUCAGUCUGGAGAGACUUUUUGAUCUUGCUAGUGGCUGUAUCGUAUCGGGAGGAAGCCUUUUCAACUGGAUGGUGUCAAUUAUUCCCUGAACAUCCUUUGUAUGUUAGCCUUAUAAAGGGAUUGUUAUUGCUUUACUUGGUUUGUAAUAAACUUUCAGAGCUAUCCUCUUAUACUAAGCAAAAUAAAAUUGCUUUUUUACACAAGCUAAAUUUAUCUAAAAAUCAUAGUUAUGAGUAAUGUUUUCAGUGAUAUUUGAAUUAAAAUACAAAGCUGUUGCUUAUUAAAAACUGUCUUACA
Messenger RNA from Cervus elaphus (red deer), 9602 nucleotides. RefSeq names its product cilia and flagella associated protein 54 (gene CFAP54). The record is from RefSeq and is a predicted model, not a curated record. Bases 44 to 9394 code for a protein of 3116 amino acids. NCBI's taxonomy places the organism in Eukaryota, Metazoa, Chordata, Mammalia, Artiodactyla, Cervidae. Gene Ontology annotation, biological process: cilium assembly. The transcript is spliced from 68 exons.